AUGGCGUCCCCGGGCCCCCGCCGCCCCCUGGGCCUCCUGCUCCGGCUGCUGCUCCCGCUGCUGCUCCUGGCGUCCCGGCUGCGCGUCGCGGGUGGGCAGGACCCGGCCACGGGACCCUCGGCCCCUGCCAGCCCCUCGGGGGGCCGCGUGGGGGGCCCUGCUGCAGGAACCCCCGGGCCCUCCGCGGCGCACGACCCUGGCACCCGCACGGCAGCUGACGGGCGCCGGCACCCCAGCACCCAGCACCACGGGCGCCGGAGCACCCAUUGCGACGGGGACUGGAGCACCCAUUGCGACGGGGACUGGAGCACCCAGCGCGACGGGGACUGGAGCACCCAGCACGACGGGGACUGGAGCACCCAGCGCGACGGGGACUGGAGCACCCAGCGCGACCCCACUGAGUCCAGGUGCUGUCUGGGUCUGGGCCUGGCUCCGGCAUGUGGCCACCGGUUCAUGAGGAUAGUGGGUGGCCUCCCGGCCCCGGAGAGGAAGUGGCCCUGGCAGGUGAGCCUGCAGGUCAACGACAAGCAUCUCUGUGGAGGCUCGCUUAUUGGCAAGCAGUGGGUGAUGACUGCGGCCCACUGCAUAAUGGGCCACCUGGAAUACACCUCGAAGGUGGGCGACAUCAAAGUGCAGCACACGUCCAGGAUGGCGGUGACGGUCCCCAUCCGGGACAUCGUGAUUCACAAAGAUUACGACGCCUUCCGUUCCUUUCGACACGACAUCGCCCUCGCCCUGCUCGACUUCCCCGUGAACUACUCCAGGCACAUCCAGCCCGUGUGCCUUCCUGAGAAGUCUUUCAUGGUGCAGAACGACAAGGAGUGCUGGGUGACUGGAUGGGGGCGGCUGGAGGAGAAAGAUAAGGAGGAGGCAGCCCCCGUGAACCUCCGGGAGGCCCCUCUGAGCAUCGCUCGCCACGAGAAGUGCAGCGAGCUGCUCAAGAGCCGGCUGAAGACGCGACGCACUCUGGUCCAGAAAGGGACCGUCUGUGCCUACAGUUCCAUGGGGAAGGACGCCUGCCAGGGCGAUUCUGGGGGACCCCUGGUCUGUGAAUACAACCAAAUAUGGGUCCAAGUGGGAAUUGUGAGCUGGGGCAUUGGCUGUGGUCGCAAAGGUCUGCCUGGAGUCUACACAGAAGUCAGCAUGUACAAAGACUGGAUCAUUGACCACAUGAGCUACGUGUCCUUAGAGAACUCAGCCGCUCUCCUCCCGCCUCUGUGUCUGGCGCUGCCCCUGGGCACCCUGCUGAGCCUGUGACCACCGGGCCCCCUCCCCUGCUGUGCAGAGUCCCCACCAGGCCACUCCUCUCACCCCUGCCCUCUCCCCAACCCUCUCCUCACAGUCCUCAAACUCCCAUUGGAACCCCUGACAGCCACACAGUGGAGACUGGAGGCCCCAGGGUCCCAGCCUGGGACUCGGAUGCCCUGCCCUGCCCUGCCUUGC
Messenger RNA from Erinaceus europaeus (western European hedgehog), 1443 nucleotides. Its product is annotated as serine protease 44-like. Lineage: Eukaryota; Metazoa; Chordata; Mammalia; Eulipotyphla; Erinaceidae. The record is from RefSeq and is a predicted model, not a curated record. Gene Ontology annotation, molecular function: serine-type endopeptidase activity. Gene Ontology annotation, biological process: proteolysis.